AUGGACCAGCAACAACGCCCAGUCUUGUAUACCUACUUCCGGUCGUCAUCGGCGGCGCGCGUACGAAUUGCGCUCAACUACAAGGGCAUAGACUAUGAGUCGCGUGCAGUCAACAUUCUCAAGGGAGAGCACCAUUCGGCCGAGUACACGCGUCUGAAUCCCAGCGGCCUAGUGCCCUACCUUGUCAUUGACGGCCACGAGUUCAGCCAGUCGGUGGCCAUUCUCGAGUACAUUGAGGAGACGCGGCCCGGCAGGCGCCUGCUGCCAAGCGACCCGGCCCGGCGUGCCUGCGUGCGUGCGAUCGUUGGUGCCAUCUGCUGCGACAUCCAGCCGCUGCAAAACCUGCGGGUGUUGAAAGCGCUUCCCGAGAGCCAGAGGGCGGAGCAUGCAGCCAAGGUCAUCGGCAGCGGGCUGGCUGUGGUCGAGCGGAUGCUUGAAAAAACUGCUGGCCUGUUCUGCGUCGGCGACGAAGUCUCGCUGGCUGACUGCUGCCUGAUCCCGCAGCUUUACAACGCCCACCGGUACGCCGUGGAUCUCGCGUGCUUCCCGCAUAUCAGGGCGAUUGAGGAGAGGGCCGGUGCGCUGGGGGCCUUUCGUCGCGCGCAUUGGAGCCGCCAGCAUGACUGCCCCAAGGAGCUGCUUGCCAAGUGA
Kickxella alabastrina is the source of this 651-nucleotide messenger RNA. RefSeq names its product maleylacetoacetate isomerase. Gene Ontology annotation, cellular component: mitochondrion; cytoplasm. The transcript has a single exon. Gene Ontology annotation, biological process: L-phenylalanine catabolic process; glutathione metabolic process. The record is from RefSeq and is a predicted model, not a curated record. Gene Ontology annotation, molecular function: maleylacetoacetate isomerase activity; glutathione transferase activity. The coding region runs from base 1 to 651 and encodes 216 amino acids. NCBI's taxonomy places the organism in Eukaryota, Fungi, Kickxellomycota, Kickxellomycetes, Kickxellales, Kickxellaceae.